AUGAUGUUUCAGUACAACGAGAAUGAGAUCAAACUUGAGUUCGAGCAGGCUGAAUGGGUAGAUUUGUCCGAGUACGCGCCGUCCUCCAUUUGGGAUGUGAUCGACGCGCCGGCGUCGCUGGUGAAUAAAAGGAGUCGCAUCGAGUUUCAAGUCAGGAUACGGCGUAAAACACUGUUCUACACUGUCGUCUUAAUCAUUCCCACUGUUAUGAUGGCAUUUCUGAGUAUGGCCGACUUCUUUCUGCCAGCUGACUCAGGUAAGUUGAUGAAGAGUGGAAAGAAGGAAGCACAACUUCCCAUGGGCUGGAUUCGAAAACUCAUAGUUUACGUCAAGGCCAAGGCUAUGUCUCUGUUAUUAUUCACUUUAGAAUUUUUCUGA
Molecule: messenger RNA, 378 nt
Organism: Angiostrongylus costaricensis
Lineage: Eukaryota; Metazoa; Nematoda; Chromadorea; Rhabditida; Metastrongylidae
Source: the annotation of a GenBank genome assembly